UGGAUGAAAAUCUAACAAGUCUUAACCAGGUUUGUCCCUGCUUGCUUGCCUUACAGAAGGGGGCGGGGCCGCGUUGAAGUCCAGCAGCGGGACUUCCUGUUUACCUGGAUGUCAGCCAGCUGCUGACAUCAAACCCAAGAUAUAUAUUUUUUUUUAAUUUCACUUAAUUUUUUUAAUGCCAGUUACUGCUUGUAAAACUCUUUACGUCCUGCAGCACACAUCAGCUCAGACCCGGAGUGCUGUAGCAGCUGCUAGCUCUGGUUAGCUGUAAUCCCAGAUCAUGUUGACUAUGUUUUAUGCUACUUCAGCUACGCUUAGCCUUUAUUAUUCGGUGUUUGGAAUCACAGGAGAAAUAGGAGAGGAGAGGAGAGGAGGUGACCGGAUGUUGCUGUUAGCUGUUGACACGAUUUAAAUAAGUGGAAUAAUGAAAUCUAGCGACAGCGAGGAAAUAAACAAUGUUAACUUGAAUGAUGGGAAUGAGGACAGACGAGUCCUGUCGGACUGCUCUUCAGGUAAACAAGUGACAGUGAUCAAACAGGAGCUUGGCUUUGAAGUGGACGCUGAGUCAGGCCAGGACAACCCAGUGAUGCCUGACAUCAAACAGGAACAUGAAGAACAUUCUGCCCAUUCACAGCAGCAACUGGACACCUGUUAUGAUGAAAGUAUCAAGUUCCCAUUUCUGGUUGUCCAGGUGAAGACCGAAGAUAAAGACCAGGAGACGCCUCAAUCUUCGCAAAACCUAACUGAGAAAACUGGUCAGUCAGGACGACCAAUAAAAACUGAAGCUGGUGGAGAUGAAAGUCCUGGUUCAGGUUUGAGUGAGGAUCAGAUCUCGGAGUCCUCUGACACUGAGGACAGCGCAGAGGACAGUAAGGAGACCACGACGCCCAACAAACGACGCGUACGGCGAGAACCAGGGGAAAAACCGUUUGCCUGCGAACUUUGUGGAAAGAGGUUUAGGAAACCAUCGAUUGUGAUGCGACACAUGAUGGUUCACACAGGAGAGAAACCCUUCGGUUGUGACAUUUGUGGGCAAAGAUUUGCCAGGAAGUUUAACUAUGACAGACAUGCCAAAACACACUCCGGGGAGAAACCCUGUAGCUGUGACAUUUGCGGGAAAAGGUUCACAAACAACUGUGACGUGAAGAGACACAUGGCAGUUCACAUGGAGGAGAAACUGUGCAGUUGCAAAGUGUGUGGGAAAAGAUUCACACAGCAAAGUUAUGUGAAGAGGCACAUGAGACUCCACACAGGAGAGAAACCACGCUGCUGCGACUUCUGUGGGAAAGGAUUUCUGCUUUGGCGCCACCUAGAAGAACACAUGAGAGUCCACACCGGGGAGAAACCAUUCAGAUGCAACGUUUGCGGGAAAAGCUUUGCAAAGCGCUGCAAUUUUAAGAGACACAUGAGGGUCCAUUCUGGAGAGAAACCAUGUCGCUGUGAUGUUUGUGGGAAAACUUUUGCACGGACAAGUUCUCUGAAGACACAUUUAAGCGUACAUUCAUGACGGCAAGAAAUGGGAUGAAAAGAGAGAGAGCUGCCGUUUAGCUGAUUAUUUUUCUGCUGUUUAUGUUCAGAGAAUUGAAUUCUGAUUGGCGUCUCGGAGCCAAACCUGAUCUUUUAUCGACAUCGUGUCGGUUUGGUUGGUGUGAAUUGUUUAUGGGUUCAAUAUCAGCAGACAAUCUUUUUUAUGGUAUGUCAGAUUUCAACUACAGAAAUUCAAAAAUGUUACAUCUAAACAUACAAUCAUUGAAGUUGGAGUUUGGUCUCUUUUUAUCACCUCACUUUGGUAAAUUACUACCAAUUGUUUUCUCUCAC
Molecule: messenger RNA, 1818 nt
Organism: Cynoglossus semilaevis (tongue sole)
Lineage: Eukaryota; Metazoa; Chordata; Actinopteri; Pleuronectiformes; Cynoglossidae
Product: gastrula zinc finger protein XlCGF8.2DB-like
Exons: 3
Coding region: 425-1507 (360 amino acids)
Biological process (GO): regulation of transcription by RNA polymerase II
Molecular function (GO): RNA polymerase II cis-regulatory region sequence-specific DNA binding; DNA-binding transcription factor activity, RNA polymerase II-specific
Source: RefSeq, a predicted model, not a curated record